Molecule: messenger RNA, 4180 nt
Organism: Sinocyclocheilus grahami
Lineage: Eukaryota; Metazoa; Chordata; Actinopteri; Cypriniformes; Cyprinidae
Product: voltage-dependent calcium channel subunit alpha-2/delta-4-like
Cellular component (GO): voltage-gated calcium channel complex
Molecular function (GO): voltage-gated calcium channel activity
Source: RefSeq, a predicted model, not a curated record
UCCCAGCUGCGUUGAACAUAAGAUGAGGGUGAGACAAUCCGAAAGACAGGUGGAACUGCAAAAGUUGCCAGCUGGCCAGUCAGUCUUCAGUCAGGACUCUUAGAGGGUUCAUAUCAACUCUGAGGAAGAAAGAGCAUGAUGAAGAGAAUGAUGAAAGGAUGAGAUGCAAGCAUCAAGUGGGGAUGAUCAGGAAUGGGGAGAAGAGAGCCAGAUGUCAUUAUUUCAGAAGAACAUUCUGGGAGGUUUUCUGUGCCACCCAAAAACAUACUUUUGAAGCUUCCGGAGUGUCUUUUGGGCUCAAUUUGAUAUCAAGACCAGACAGGGAUUACCGCACAAGGUCUGUUUUCAGGAGCUGGAGAUCGUACACGCUGCUGUUUUAUGCACGUGGCAGGGGUUGAUGGGUAGGAUGAGGAGCAUCACACUGCUCUGGGUGCUGUUUUCAAGUUGGACCAUCCAAACACAAGCUCAGAUGAGGAUAUCACCUGAAACGGUUCAACAGUGGGCCGAUGCCUUUGGAAAACAGCUUUUGGCCUUGUCAAACAGAUACUCAGGCGCUCAACUCUUACAGAAGAAAUAUAAAGAUGUGGAGCCCAUAGUCAAGAUGCGGGAAGUGGAUGGUUUAAAGAUGGUGAAGGAAUUUGCUGAAGAAAUGGAGAACAUGCUGGGCAGAAAGAUGAAAUCAGUCAAGAGAAUGGCAGAGACAGUAGAGGAUGCAGAUUUUUAUCAUGAACAUAAUGCAACAUUAGAGUUUGACUACUACAAUUCCAUGAUGAUUAACACAUUGAAUGAGGAUGGGAGCUAUGUGGCUCUGGGGGGAGAAUUUCCUCUGGAGGAGAAUGAACACUUCAACAAACUGCCUGUCAGUACCCAGCAAAGCGUCAUACAAGUGCCCACCAAUGUCUAUAACAAAGAUCCUGAUAUUCUGAACGGGGUGUUUAUGUCAGAAGCGCUGAAUGACAUAUUUACUAGUAACUUUGUGAAAGACCCGACUCUAACCUGGCAGUACUUCGGCAGUUCAACAGGAUUUUUCAGACUUUACCCUGGUAUCAAGUGGACACCUGAUGAAAAUGGAGUUGUCACUUUCGAUGCCAGGAAUCGCAACUGGUACAUCCAGGCUGCCACGUCUCCCAAAGAUAUUAUCAUUGCUGUGGACAUUAGCGGUAGUAUGAAGGGUUUGAGGCUCACCAUUGCUAAACACACCAUCAACACCAUUCUAGACACACUUGGCGAAAAUGACUUUGUCAACGUCAUUGCGUACAGUGAUUACGUCCGGUAUGUAGAGCCCUGUUUUAAAGGCACACUAGUACAGGCCGACCUGGAUAACCGUGAGCACUUCAAACUUUUGGUGGAGGAGUUGCAAGUGAAAGGUGAAGGAAAGGUGAAGAAAGCCAUAAAAGAGUCCUUCAAGAUUCUCAACGAGGCAGCAGCAGAAGGCAGGGGGAGUUUAUGUAACCAGGCAAUCAUGUUGAUCACUGAUGGAGCCAUGGAAGAUUUCCAGCAGGUGUUUGAAGAGUUCAACUGGCCAGAACGCAAGGUGCGUGUGUUCACAUAUCUGAUUGGACGAGAGUUAACAUUUGCUGACAAUGUCAAAUGGAUUGCUUGCAACAAUAAAGGUUACUACACUCAUAUCUCUACUCUGGCGGAUGUACAGGAGAAUGUGAUGGAAUAUCUUCAUGUGUUGAGCAGGCCAAUGGUCAUCAACCAUGAUCAUGACAUCAUUUGGACAGAGGCUUACAUGGACAGUGUGCUACCCAAUACAGCAGAGCUUUUUAACACACAGGCUGAGAGUUUGCUGUUGAUGACCUCUGUGGCCAUGCCUGUGUUCAGCAAGAAAGAAGAAACGUUGUCUCAUGGGAUCCUCCUUGGUGUGGUUGGCACGGAUGUCCCUUUGAAAGAGCUCAUGAGAUUGGCUCCUCGAUACAAGGCUGUAUCCAUGGAGAUUAUUGCAUACAGAGUGACAAUUGCUGAUUCACCCUCAAGUGAUGAAAGACUUCUGCAGCAGACUCUGUUUGACGCAGUGGUCACAGCUCCUAUGGAAGCCUACUGGACCGCACUGAUGCUCAAUGCCUCCGGUAUUGAUGGGGGUGUGGAGACGGCGUUCCUGGGCACACGCUCUGGCCUCAUGAGAAUGAUCAGAUAUGUCGGCGCAGAGAAACGUGUGGCGAAAAAAUUCUUAUCUCCACCAGAUAAGGAGAAUAUUUUUACUCUGGACCAUUUCCCUGUUUGGUAUCGUCGUGCGGCAGAGAAUCCAUCUGGACGAUUUUUGUACUAUGUCUCUAUAGAGGACAGCACACAAGGUAGCCUGCACCCUGCAAUCCACAUCAUACAGACAAUUUUACACCGUUUAGAUAUUAUGCUCAGUAUUUUUUUUUCUCUCCCUGCAGUGGAUGGCAGGUUUGUGAUUGCUGUCACGUCUGUUACAGUCUCUGUGAACAAAAAGACAGCAGUUGCUGGAGCCAUUGGUGUACAGAUGACUCUUGAGAUGUUGGAAAAAAGGUUUUGGUCCAUAGCCACACAGGCGAAUGACACAGAUUGUUCAGGUGUAGAUGGGCUUUGUCCUCUAAGCUGUGCCGAUAAUCCGGAUGUUAACUGCUACGUCAUUGACAGUAAUGGCUUCAUCAUCAUCUCUAAGGACAGGACUGAUGUUGGCAGGUUUCUGGGGAAAAUUGAUGGGUCGGUGAUGUCACAGCUCUUGAAAAUGGGCAUGUUCAAAAGAGUGUUACUCUAUGACUAUCAGGCCAUGUGUAAGGUGAAUCCUCACUACGCUAGCGGCGCUCGACCCCUGCUAAGUCCCUUUUAUAAUCUUUUGGCAGCACUGAGAUGGUUCCUGUCGAACUUCCUGUUGUUUUUACUGGACUUCAACAUCUACAGUCUGUGGCACUCAGAUCCCUUUGCGGAGGCCAAGACCUUAUUCCAUGCAUCUAGUAAGAAGUCAAAGGGGGACAUCCUGCAGCCCUGUGACACUGAGUAUCCCAGCUUCGUCUAUGAGCCGUCAAUCAAAGAAACCAACAGCAUGAUCAAGUGUGGGAGAUGUCAAAAGAUGUUUGUAAUUAAUCAGAUUCCUGAUAGUAACUUGCUGUUGGUGGUGAUUCAGGCAGACUGUGACUGUUCUCGGCAGUACGCGGCCAUCACCAUGGAGCCCAAAGAGGUCAAAUACAAUGCCUCAGUGAAAUGUGACCGCAUGAGAUCUCAGAAGAUGCGAAGAAGGCCUGAGUCUUGUCACGCUUACCACCCUCAAGAAAAUGCUAAGGACUGCGGUGGGGCCGCGGUAAUCAGCUUGUCCAUCAUGCUGUUCCUAGCCUGUUUAUCAGUCUCUGCCCUCAUCCGUCGAUGACAGAGGACCUGUUAAACUCACCUAUAAUGCACACACUCAACUCAGCAUGUUUUUAUUAGCAAUAAUAUGAGUUGACUAGACUAGAACACAUUAUUUUUCUACAGUGCAAAGUCAACAUUAAUUAUAAGUAGCAUUACUCAUUACAAUUUAAAGUUUGUGGAUUUUUUUAAACAGUUCUGGGCUUUGUCUCUUUGGUGUCUGAACCAUCAGCAAAACAUGUUUGAAAAAUCAGUGUCAUCAGUGAGGAUGGACCUAGACCUAGACAAGGAUGAACAGCAGCUGAGCUUCACUGAACUGUGAUAUUACAGAGGAGAAUUUAUGGCUGUAUGCUGUAUGUGACUAUCUCUAAUAUAAAGCAGAAGAAAAUUGCACAGUCUAUUGGUGUGAGUGUGUGUGUGUGUAAAUGAGAGAGUGAAAAACAGGAACAGUUAGCAUGGCUUUUCACAUCUUUCUUUUAUCACCGGAGGUGAUCUAUGGACUAAAAAAUGACCAUGACAUGAAAACGAGGUUGUUACGGGAAUUUGAAGAUGUCUUGUAUUUAAACCUUUGAUUUUAGUUGUCUGUCCUGCAACUUGCACAAAAACUAUUUUUUAACAAUUAUUAUAACUAUGCAUUAUUAAUACAACAGAUUAUACAGCUCUGUCAGAAUAAAUUACAAAAAUGUGUCAUGUUUACUUUCUUACAUUAAAUAUCUUGUAAUUUGUGUUUUUGCUCAGGUAUUAUUAUAUGUGGUUAUCUUUUCAAAUGCUAAUGAUAAUGACACUGUGAAUAUUGCAUUACAGGAAUCCCAUGUGUCUUACUGUACACCUAAAACUUAAUUUUAAAAUGCUUUUGAGUUAAAAGGAG